GGGCCAACAGGACCCGGGAGGGAAGAAAGGGUAUCUUGCUGGCAGCAGCCUUUCUGUCUGCCCUGCUUCUGAAGCUCGUAGUUUUUUUCGGAGGGGCAGGGAAGGGAGAGUCUUAGUUUGAUCUCUGCUGGGCUAGCUCCUCCCUUCAGUUUCAGUUUCCAUUUCCUUCUCAGCAAGCCCAGCGGCAUCUGGGCUAAGCCCGCAGAGCGCAGAGCGGCCAGUGAGACGCUGAGGGAGCAGAAUGGAGCUGCGACCCUACCAGUGGGAGGUGAUCAUGCCCGCUCUGGAGGGCAGGAAUAUCAUCAUAUGGCUGCCCACGGGCGCUGGCAAGACCAGGGCGGCUGCUUAUGUGGCCAAGAGGCAUCUGGAGACUGUGGAUGGAGCCAAGGUGGUUGUGCUGGUCAACAGGGUACACCUGGUGACCCAGCAUUGUGAGGAGUUCAGCCGCAUGCUGGACAGACGCUGGGCCAUUACCACCCUGAGCGGGGACAUGGGGCCACGAGCCGGCUUUGGCCACCUGGCCCGGAGCCAUGAUCUGCUCAUCUGCACAGCUGAGCUGCUACAGAAGGCGCUGACCAGCGAGGAGGAGGAGGAGCACGUGGAGCUCAACGUCUUCUCCCUGCUGGUGGUGGAUGAGUGUCACCACACACACAAAGACACCGUCUACAACAUCAUCCUGAGCCAGUACCUGAAGCAUAAAUUCCAGAGGACGAAGCCACUGCCGCAGGUGCUUGGGCUCACAGCCUCCCCAGGCACAGGCAGGGCCUCGACACUCGAUGGCGCCAUUGACCACAUCCUGCAGCUCUGUGCCAACCUGGAUACGUGGCGCAUCAUGUCACCCCAGAACUCCCGCUCCCAGCUGCAGGAGCACAGCCGGCAGCCCUGCAAACAGUACGACCUCUGCCACCAGCGUGCCCAGGACCCGUUUGGGGCCAAGCUGAAGAAGCUCAUGGACAAAAUCCACCGCCAUCUGGAGAUGCCGGAGUUGAGACGGGACUUUGGGACUCAGACAUACGAGCAGCAAGUGGUGGAGCUGAGCCAAGCUGCGGCUGAGGCGGGGCUCCAGGAGCGGAGGGUGUAUGCGCUUCACCUGCGUCGCUACAACGAUGCGCUGCUCAUCCACGACACAGUCCGCGCGGUGGACGCCCUGGCCACGCUGCGGGAUUUCUACACCAGGGAGCGCGCCACCAAGACCCAGAUCCUACAGGCUGAGCGCUGGCUGCUGGCGCUGUUUGAUGAUCACAAGAAUGAGCUGGCCCGCCUGGCAGCUGAUGGCCCAGAGAACCCGAAACUGGAGGUGCUGAAAGAAAUCCUGCAGAAGCAGUUCAAGGGUCCCAAGAGCCCCCGGGGCAUCAUCUUCACCCGAACCCGCCAGAGCGCUCACUCCCUCCUGCUGUGGCUCCAGCAGCAGCCGAGCCUGCAGACUGUGGACAUCAGGGCCCAGCUGUUGAUUGGGGCUGGGAACAGCAGCCAGAGCACCCCGAUGACCCAGAUGACCCAGAGGGACCAGCAAGAAGUGAUCCAGAAGUUCCGGACUGGUGCCUUGAACCUCCUGGUGGCCACGAGCGUGGCAGAGGAGGGGCUGGACAUCCCCCAGUGCAACGUGGUGGUGCGCUAUGGGCUCCUGACCAAUGAGAUCUCCAUGGUCCAGGCAAGGGGCCGGGCCCGGGCCAGUCAAAGCGUAUACUCGUUUGUGGCAGCCCAAGGCAGCCGGGAGCUGCGGCGGGAGCAGACCAAUGAGGCGCUGGAGAGUCUGAUGGAACAGGCGGUGGCUGCUGUGCAGGCGAUGGACCAGGCCGAGUACCAGGCCAAGAUCCAGGAGCUGCAGCGGGCAGCCUUGGUUAAGCGGGCAGCCCGGGCAGCCCAGCAGAAGAGUCGGCAGCAGAAGUUCCUGGCAGAGCAAGUGCAGCUCCUGUGCAUCAACUGCAUGGUGGCCAUGGGCUACGGGAGUGACCUGCGGAAGGUGGAGAGUGCCCACCAUGUCAACGUGAACCCCAACUUCAAGAUCUACUACAACGUCUCCCAGGAGCCUGUGGUCAUUGACAGAGUCUUCAAGGACUGGAGGCCCGGGGGUGUCAUUCGCUGCAGGAACUGUGGGGAGAGCUGGGGCAUGCAGAUAAUCUACAAGUCCGUGAAGCUGCCAGUGCUCAAAGUCCGCAGUGUGCUUCUGGAGACGCCCAACGGGCGGAUCCAGGUCAAGAAAUGGUCCUGCGUGCCCUUCCCGGUGCCUGACUUCGAUUACACGCAGUAUUGCACCGAGAGCCUGACCGACCUCUCCCUGGACUGACCGCCUUGUCCCUGCAGUGCCCGGCUCAGCCUGCAGGGGGCGGGAGACUCCGCGGCCGCCACCUGGGUCCAGCCCGGCCUCCUGAGCUGGAGUCUGCGCGCUGACCAGCUACGGAGGAACCCCAGGCCCCCAGGCUGGCUUACACACUGAGAAAGUAGCCAAAGAGCCAUGGCUGGUCCCCAGCCCCCCCUCACAUGUACGCAGCUUCAUAUGGACCGGCUGGAGAACCGGGACACGGUGCCAGGAAUCACCAGGUUCCUGUGGCCUCGACAUUCCUUUCCUGCCAAGGGCACUUCUGUUUUUUGAGGUUCCCUAUAGAUUAAAAAUAAAGAAGUGGAAAAUUGGUGUAGAAAACAUGUGGCAUUUAAAAAA
Messenger RNA from Sus scrofa (pig), 2659 nucleotides. It is a transcript of the gene DHX58, whose product is annotated as DExH-box helicase 58. The record is from RefSeq and is a predicted model, not a curated record. Gene Ontology annotation, molecular function: double-stranded RNA binding; DNA binding; hydrolase activity. Gene Ontology annotation, cellular component: cytoplasm. NCBI's taxonomy places the organism in Eukaryota, Metazoa, Chordata, Mammalia, Artiodactyla, Suidae. Gene Ontology annotation, biological process: negative regulation of RIG-I signaling pathway; antiviral innate immune response; cytoplasmic pattern recognition receptor signaling pathway.